This is a messenger RNA of Guillardia theta CCMP2712, 1452 nucleotides long. RefSeq lists its product as hypothetical. The record is from RefSeq and is a predicted model, not a curated record. Bases 1 to 1452 code for a protein of 483 amino acids. NCBI's taxonomy places the organism in Eukaryota, Cryptophyceae, Pyrenomonadales, Geminigeraceae. The transcript is spliced from 9 exons.
AUGUCUUAUCGUCCAUUUCAGCACGUCGCGUUCGAGGAUGACCAGGAAGGGGAAGAAGAGCGAGCGAGCAGACUUGAGCGGGCGGAGCUGAGCAUGCGAAGGCUCCUGGCGAAUCAGAUCCGUGAUAUCUACGCGCUCCUCAAUUCCAUGAAAGGGCUCCCCGACGACGAAGGCUUGAAGGCCCUGAUAGCGGACGCGGAGCUUGCCACGUUCACGGCGUUCCAAAGGGAGAUAUCGGACCUUCACGAGAGCAUGCAGGAUAUGUUUGUUCAGAAGCUGAGAGAUCAGAUCGAGACGCGGAGGACUGAGAUCCAAAAUGAUGUGAACCAACAGAUAAUGACGCAGAGGAGGCGGUACUUGUCCAUUAUGCGAGCGUGGGAGCGACGGAAGUCGGAAACUUCAGCUCGCAAGCUCUCCAAGCACUUUCAUGUGGGUUGCAAACCUUCGAUUGCCGAUUGGACUUGCAUGCAAAUCUCUCCCGGCGUGAGCCCGUUGCCUCUUUGGCUCGCACGGCUGCGAUGCAAUGUGGUCGGACUGGACGCGGAUGAGGAGAUAGUUUACCGAGCGCAACACCGGGCAGCCUCUGCCGGCCUGAUUGAACGAUGUGUCUUCGUGAAAGGAGAGCUUUCGAGGCUUGCCCGAGAAGAACCCUUCUCCUUUCUUGACGUUAAACGUGCAUUGAAGAGAUUCGUCUCAGGAGGAUUCGCGGAGUAUUCCGAUGUAGUGAUGAGAAUGUUAGAGCAAGAGGCGCAGGGCUUGACACCAGCCGCUGCCCAGCACACCUCGUGCAAAACUCUGAUCCUGCAACAUAUCCUUCUGGAGCAGCGAAUAAGGGACGAGUCAAGACCUCUUUCCCCUGCUGUUCCCCAGCAGAAAACAAAGAGCUUUAACGGCGACUUUGACCUUGUUGUUGUACUGGAUGCUGGCAGCGCUGCAAGCAUUCUAGAAUCUCCAGAGCAGCUUGAGGGGAUGAGAAAGAUGAUAAAGCCCGGAGGUCUAUUGUUCCUUCUUUGCGGCAACAACAGAGAGCCGUCCGAUGGUGUUCCAUCGUUCUCCAAGCAGCAAGUCUGCAUGCAGUUUGCUCGCUCGUUUGAUCAGGAAGAGAUUUUUGAGACGAGGUUUGACAUGGAACAAGACCCGUCAUUCUCCUCCAAGCCUGUUCUUGCUUGGUGCGCUCUCUUCCGCCGUCGGCUUGAAUUGGAUGCAAGGUCUUGGAGGAGCGUCGAGGACGCCUGGGGUGAGCUGAACGAGGCUCUGCGACCUCGAGCAGCAGCUGCCGUAUCCUUCGAUUCCCUCAUCGACCUUCUCUUGCGAGAUGCCUGCCAAGUUCAGCGGCCCCUCACGAUCGCAGCGAUGAAUUGGUUGCGAAGGCUGCAGGAUGUGGCAGAGCAAACGAGGAGAGACAAGUUGUUCAAAGACGGGAGAGAGAUAGGAGUCGUUCUCUAUGACUGA